This is a messenger RNA of Talaromyces stipitatus ATCC 10500, 1653 nucleotides long. Its product is annotated as nucleoporin NUP49/NSP49, putative. Gene Ontology annotation, biological process: nucleocytoplasmic transport. Bases 134 to 1564 code for a protein of 476 amino acids. The transcript is spliced from 3 exons. Gene Ontology annotation, molecular function: structural constituent of nuclear pore. The record is from RefSeq and is a predicted model, not a curated record. Gene Ontology annotation, cellular component: nuclear pore. NCBI's taxonomy places the organism in Eukaryota, Fungi, Ascomycota, Eurotiomycetes, Eurotiales, Trichocomaceae.
GCGAACACGAAUUCAAGAAGACAGAGCUGUAAGUUGCAGCAAUCAAAGCAAGGGGCCGAGUCUGAGAGUCCCGCAGCGCGUGCUGUUUUAUUCCUUUUCUCUUCAAAGAUACCCUAUUCCGCUCGAUUUCGCGAUGUUCUCUGCAAAAACUUCUGCGCCAGCCACUGGUGGGCUAUCUAUCAACACAUCCACAGCUAAUUCCUUAUUCUCUAACACAUCAACGUCUACAACACAACCUGCCACAGCGGGCUUGUUCGGAAACCAACAGAAGCCCACCGGAAGCCUUUUUGGAAACGCAGGGAGCACACAGACAACUGGGGGAGGAUUGUUCGGUGGACAAGGUGCGAACACGUCGAGUAGCACACAGCAGGGCGGCAUGGCAAGUGGAGGUUUAUUCGGAAAUACAGCAAAGCCUGCAACUCCCAGCUCUGGGUUGUUUGGCAAUACGAACACACAGCAGACAGGGACUACUGGUGGAGGGCUCUUUGGGAAUACCGCCAACACCCAGCAGCAGAAUACGGCAGGUGGUAGCAGUCUAUUCGGUGGAAAUCAGGGAACCAACACUCAAACUCAAACAAAGUCGCUUUUUGGGACAACUCCGUCUACCACUGGAACGGGUCUUUUUGGUAAUACUCAAAAUGCAACCCAGCAACAGCAAAAACCGACGCUAUCUAUCUUUGGAGCGCAGAAUACAACCACCCAACAGCCACAGGCAGCAGCUGCUCAAGGGACGGUCGUGCAAGGUGUCAGAAUAGAUGCUAGCAAUCUUCUGCCAACCACAAAAUUCGAGAGCUGUGCGGAUGAGAUUAAAAGAACCAUAGAACAAAUCGACACAUAUAUUCUGACUCAGAUUAAAACAUGCAACGAAGUCGCCGAUAUUAUACCUACAGUCGCGAGUCAAGGUUCUACGGUCCCGAACGAUGUUGAAUUUGUGUCAGGGAAGCUCGAAACUAUCCAACUAGCCUUGGAGAACGAUGCUCGUGAUAUUGAUGCAGUUCGCAACAUGGUAGCACGAAAUGCAGCAGAGGCUCAAGUAGCAUUCCGUGCGAUUGACAAUCUCAAACUGCCAUUGCAAUAUCAAUCUACAGGCGGAGGCUGGUGGUCUGUCUCCGAGCAACAGCUAUCUGAGCGCCAGACAUUGCGAUCCUCUAUCCGCAAUCGCAAGAGCACCCUCGCGCUACCUGACGGCGUUGAAGGUGAUCCAUCUACCGCUGAUUCGAUUAAUGGCAUACCCACAAACCUGGUCGAGUACUUCUCGCACCGGUCAGAUGAAAUGUCCACAGUUCUCGACAAUUACAGGAAGAAUCUUAAAGAAAUUGAAGACCAUCUUCACGGUGUAGAAGGGUCACUCAACAGGCAAAUUAACGAGUUUCUUUCUUCGCGCAAUCGUGACGACGGUGCUCCAGGUGGAGGCGCUAAGAACCAAUUGGCAGACCUCGCUGCUGCUCUGGGAGAUGUUGAAGCUGGUAUUUUGGGUGUCGCGAGCAGGUUGGGUGGUGUGAAGGAGGAAGUGCAGGAAUUGAUUCUUGGGCCCCCGACUCUUGGAAUGGGUCGACUUGGAUAGUUGAAUAAUGAAUGAUUGUACAUUAUGUGAUGAAAAUAUGUAUGAAACCUGCUUACUACCCCUAAAUAAGAAGCGCGUACGAUUUCUCG